GCGUCCUCCAGAGGUGCAGCAGAGCCCCGCGCACCACAUUGUUUCUAUGUACGUGCCGUCACAGUGCAGACAGAGGUUGUAAAUAUGGCGGCGGACGGGAUGGUGCUCACCAACCACGACCAUCAGACCCGAGUGGGGAUCCUGACGGUCAGUGACAGCUGUUUCAAGAACCUGGCCGAGGACAGGAGCGGAGUCAACCUGAAAGACCUGGUCCACGAUCCCUCGCUGCUGGGAGGAGUCAUAGCAGCCUACAAGAUAGUUCCAGAUGAGAUCGAUGAAAUCAAGGAAACUCUUUUGGAGUGGUGCGAUGAAGAGGAGCUGAAUCUCAUUCUGACUACUGGAGGAACUGGCUUUGCACCGCGAGAUGUUACACCUGAGGCCACCAGAGAAGUGAUCGAGCGAGAGGCCCCAGGUAUGGCUCUGGCCAUGCUGAUGGGAUCACUCAACGUAACACCGCUAGGCAUGCUGUCCAGGCCGGUGUGUGGUAUUCGUGGUAAAACUUUGAUCAUCAACCUGCCAGGGAGCAAGAAGGGCUCUCAGGAGUGUUUUCAGUUCAUCUUGCCCGCUCUGCCCCAUGCCAUCGACCUGCUGCGAGAGGCCACUGUCAGAAUCAAAUCCACACACGCCGCCUUGGAGCAGCUGCCCUCCCCUUCCUCUCUGCUGGCCAACACGCACACCAACGCUCACUCCAACAUGCACACCAUGGAGCGUGGCACCCAGUGCGAGGAAGAGGAAGAUGAGGAGGAGGACCACAGUAGAGGCCACCAUGUGCACAACCACCACCAUCCCCAGCAUGGCUCCUCCCACAUCACCGCAGCAGACAUCGCUGCCAAGACCAGCCAUGCUGUGGUCAUGGCUAAGGGGAGUCCCUAUCUGCCUGGUACCACACCCGCCCCACCCACUCAUUACACGUGCUCCUGUACUCAUGACCAGCAGAUCCCGGACUCGAUCACUUCUCGAGGCGUUCAGGUGCUUCCUCGAGAUUCGGCCUCUUUAAGCUCCACCCCUUCCGAGUCACCACGGGCGACACAGGCGACCUCCCGCCUUUCCACCGCCUCGUGCCCGACACCCAAGGUUCAGUCACGAUGUGGCAGUAAUGAGAACAUUCUGAGAGCCAGCCACAGUGCAGUGGACAUCAGCAAAGUGGCACGUCGUCAUCGCAUGUCCCCGUUCCCAUUGACGUCAAUGGACAAAGCCUUCAUCACUGUUCUGGAGAUGACACCUAUUCUGGGAAUUGAAGUCAUUAACUACAGAGACGGUUUGGGUCGAGUGCUCGCUCAGGACAUCUACGCCAAAGACAACCUUCCUCCGUUCCCCGCCUCCGUCAAAGAUGGCUAUGCGGUGCGAGCUGCUGACGGCCCAGGAGAUCGCUUCAUCAUGGGAGAAUCCCAGGCUGGACAACAGCCCACCCACACGGUGAUGCCCGGUCAGGUGAUGAGGGUGACUACCGGGGCUCCGAUUCCAUGUGGAGCUGAUGCUGUGGUCCAAGUUGAAGAUACGGAGCUGCUGAGGGAGUCUGAAGAUGGCACCGAGGAGUUGGAGGUGAGGAUUAUGGUCCAGGCCCGGCCAGGGCAGGACAUCAGGCCAAUAGGUCACGACAUUAGGCGAGGGGAGUGUGUGUUGUCCAAAGGAACACACAUGGGCCCGUCAGAGAUCGGCCUGCUGGCAACAGUGGGAGUGACCGAGGUCAGCGUGCACAAGUUUCCUGUGGUGGCUGUCAUGUCCACUGGAAAUGAGCUGUUGAAUCCAGAGGACGACCUCCACCCAGGGAAGAUCCGAGACUCUAACCGCUCCACUCUUCUGGCCACCAUCCAGGAGCAUGGAUACCCGACCAUCAACCUGGGCAUCGUUGGAGACAACCCCGACGACCUGCUUUCAGCUCUCCAUGAGGGAAUCAGUCGCGCCGACGUCAUCAUCACCUCAGGAGGAGUGUCCAUGGGAGAGAAGGACUACCUAAAGCAGGUGCUGAAUAUCGACCUUCAUGCUCAGAUCCACUUUGGACGAGUCUUUAUGAAGCCAGGUCUUCCUACUACCUUUGCCACAGUUGACAUUGAUGGAGCACGGAAACUCAUCUUUGCUCUGCCAGGUAACCCAGUGUCUGCAGUGGUGACAUGUAACCUGUUUGUGAUUCCUGCUCUGAGGAAGAUGCAAGGCAUUCUGGAUCCUCGACCUACUAUUAUUAAAGCUCGGCUUUCCUGUGAUGUUAAACUGGAUCCCAGACCAGAGUACCACCGCUGUAUUCUCACCUGGCAUCACCAGGAGCCACUGCCCUGGGCACAGAGCACAGGCAACCAGGUGUCCAGCAGACUCAUGUCCAUGCGUAGCGCCAACGGCCUGCUGAUGUUGCCUCCUAAAACGGAGCAGUAUGUGGAGCUGCAUAAAGGAGAGGUCGUGGACGUCAUGGUGAUCGGACGGCUAUGAUGCAGACUUCGAUGUCACUCGCUACAGAUUACCAGGGCAGUGCCAGGACUUCCUGUCUGGACAGGAAAUGGACGGGGGCAGGAAGUGAUGCAUGUCUACCUGGUUGCCAUUAGCUGUGAUGUCAUAUGCAACAGCCAAUUGGAGCCAGCGCAGGCUGAGUCCUCAUUGGUCUGCUCUGAGGAGAUCACUGUAUUUCAAUGGAGAAAAAAAAAAAGUGAAAACAAAUAUAUAAAAUAUGAGAUUUAUUCUGUAAUAUUAUUAUUACUAUCCUGAUGAUAAUGAUUAUUAAUAUUCUUAAUUAAUAUUCUAUUUAUUAUUAUUGAUUGAAUAUUAUCAUCUUAGUAGUAAUCAUUCCCUCUUCUUUCCUGUUCAUUUGCCUUGUGCUUUUCCCUGGUAGAUAUAGAGAUGUAGACUUCCCCUUCCUUACUCCAUUUCUCCUGAGCCCUUUGCCCUUUCUCUCCCCUCCUUUCUCUUCUUCUUCUUCUUCUUUUUUCUACUUCCGUCUCUGCUCUGGCGCCCUCUAUCCAGAUAUAGAAACUCUGAUAACCCUUCCCCGCAGUUAUUACUACAUCUGCUCCUAGAACACACUGACCCUGACAUCAACAUUGACAGACGUGUGAACGAAAAGGCUUAUGAGGACAUCUGUUAAUGAAGCUGCUGGUAUAGUUUGUGCCAGUACAGAAAAAAAUACAACUUUUUUGCCAAAAGAGGGAGAAAAAAAAAUGCAAGGAUGCUUUGUAUUUGUUUUUUUAUAAUUUGUUUUUUUGUCCAGAUACAACACUUUGAGACCAUACUGAGACACAUCAUGUCUCAUCAUGAGUCUCAGUGAAAAGCCAUGAGACUCUUGUCAGUGGGUGAUUGGCUGAGCUUUAAGGCGGCAGGGUGAGGCAGGACACUGGAAUUCUCUGCUCCAACAUCAAAUCUGAAAAAAAUCAUGACAAUAAGGUACACAACACAACCCUAACCCUAACCCUCACUCCAAAGUGCUGUUUGAUUUACACGUGUUUACACCACAAUACUACAUUACAAAAUUGAAAUACUAAGUAUUUGGUAAAUAUGCUUUUUUGGAAUUCCUUUUUAAAACUAUUAAAAGAUGAGGCGGACUUUUUUUUUCUCUAUUUUUCAUGUGGUCGCGAAAUCCCACGAAAAGUCUAAAAUCCACAUUGUGUCAGUGACUGUCGCUCUCUAUGUUCUGACUCCGAGUUGUUUCCUACUGAAGGGAAAAGUUAAAUUCCCUUUCUUCCUGAGAGAUGAGGAGAUGGACCCCCCAUGUGUCUGUUAAAUAUAAAACUACAACAAGCCGACUAGACUCCAUACAAUUGGAAUGUAGCCGGGGUUUAGCAAACGUUACUCCAGUAUGAGUUAACCUGCACCUUUAUGUUUGGUGCUAUAAUUGAGUAUUUCUGGCAACGAGAAGGCGUGUGCGGAAUGGAGCCGAAGCAAAUGUGUGUGUGCGCGUGUUUGUCUUCGUCUUCAUUACAGUGAAGAAAUGUGUCACCUAGUGCAACGCGUGGCUCCUGGCGCUUGCAAAUACGACGUGUGGGACUUUAGAUGCCACAGACGUGAACACGUUCUUUGUCGGUUUUGGCCUUUUCAUGGGAUUUGGUAACGCCAAGGAAAAUGUAGAGUAUUACCAUUCUCUCGGUGGCCAAAGAGUACAAUACUUAGUUGAGAGCGAGUUUCAAAGGCAGGCUUUGUUUCUCGGCCAAUAGGGAGCCUCCACCCUUUUCCCCGCUUUAUCCUGUAAACCACACGAACGUGGAUUGAAGAAGUCGAACGAGCGGUGACGUGAUAUAUUCCUAACUCAGAGAAACUCUGACGUGACAUCGCUCGAUAAGCAGGGUGUCGCAUUCAGGUGCUCAUAAACUGUACAACUAGUGUAUUUCUACCAUGACAGUGUUAAGGUGCUUGUUGAAGUCAAAAUUAUCGGUGCAGUUCAAGGCUGUAAAUCAAACGACAUCAUUUGACUGCUUCUCUCUCUCUCUCUCUCUCUCUCUCUCUCUCUCUCUCUCUCUCAAUGUACUGUAAGUAGUCCGAGCAACACGGAGACAUCUAGAAAACCUUGUGUGAUGCUUAGCCCAUGACGAGAUCUUAUUUUAUUCAAACAGAACAGUAGACCCGCGGUAUCCUGCUGAUCAAACACCAACCUCCAAUUGUUUACCAAUGAACAAGGAACAUUCAAAUGCAUCAUAUGCAGUCACCAGUGCACCAUACCUCACCCCAUCCGGUUCCUCUAAUUCUUCCUAUCAGCGUGAUCAGUGCCAAACAAACCCACAUGGUCAAAGGUCUAAUGCUGCAUUCAGGUCAUAUUGGAAUAAAGGUCCAGAGCUGUGACACGUAUUUGAAUUGAGCGGUACUUUACAGCUCCAACCUGACGUAGUUGUGUUUUUUCUUGAUGUCAGAUCUUCCUGCUGAUUGUCUUGUUACAGUUACCCCAAAGAAACAUGAGGUGAAUAUUAUUGGUCGAAGCUCGUAUCUACUGUCUUUCCUCUAUGACCAGAAUGCUGCAUCAGUCGGUUUCCCUGACCUUUGACCCCUCUCCUCAUAGGCUGACACAGUCUUUCUCCGCCUCUCCCUCCAUUCCUCCCUCUCCUCAUAUCCCUCUCAUCCUCCCCACUUUCUUCACAUUUGCACGCCCAUCAAGGGGGUGGGGUAGGGGCGUGUCUUUCUCUUUGGGCAGGAUCGGUUCCAGGUGUGAGACCGGGGUGCAGUAUCUAGGCGUGGCUUCUGCUCUGUCGAAAUGCUCCAUUCAUGCCAGUUCUUGAUGCGAUUAUUGGUGCGCAAGACAAGUUUUCAGAGUCCAGCCUCUGGUACCAACGCUGUCUUCUCAUUUACUCCUCUGGCCCAGAUGUCAGAAACUUCCCAGUUACCUCAAAUGCACCAUACAUCUAUCAGUGGCUCAUGCUGCGUUCACGUCACCGAAUACAAAUUGUGAAAACAGGAGGACAUUUGUUUUGAAACAGGCAUUUAUUCACUGGAAGGCCCACAUCCAAAUUAAAUUUUUAAAAUAAGCACUGAAUUGAAACGCCACCUUUUACGCUAUUCCACAUUCGGCAGCUCAUAUUUACGGUACGACCACGAUGACGUGAACACAGCAUCAGAGCGUGUCCUGGCACCUGCCCAAGGAGGACCAGUCAAACCCAGAUAGAUUAAUUUGAGUAAGAAGAAGCAGGUUAUUGUUAAACUGCCUUUGUACUGAGUGAUUCGUAACACUGGACUGAACUCAGUGUCACACUGCACAUACUAUUAACUAUGACCAGCACUUGUAAUGAAGCAAUGACACAGCAUUCUACUACUACUACUGUAUAAAUAUGAUGAAGAGGAUGUUUUUUUCUGUAAUAUUAUUGAAACUGAAGAUGAAUUAAUAAAAAUAAUCCUGAUUAUUCUGUA
Molecule: messenger RNA, 5811 nt
Organism: Scophthalmus maximus (turbot)
Lineage: Eukaryota; Metazoa; Chordata; Actinopteri; Pleuronectiformes; Scophthalmidae
Product: gephyrin
Exons: 24
Coding region: 85-2421 (778 amino acids)
Biological process (GO): postsynaptic neurotransmitter receptor diffusion trapping; establishment of synaptic specificity at neuromuscular junction; gamma-aminobutyric acid receptor clustering
Cellular component (GO): postsynaptic membrane; dendrite; postsynaptic specialization
Molecular function (GO): molybdopterin molybdotransferase activity
Source: RefSeq, a predicted model, not a curated record